Molecule: messenger RNA, 1329 nt
Organism: Sordaria macrospora k-hell
Lineage: Eukaryota; Fungi; Ascomycota; Sordariomycetes; Sordariales; Sordariaceae
Biological process (GO): DNA strand elongation involved in DNA replication; DNA replication; nucleotide-excision repair, DNA gap filling
Cellular component (GO): delta DNA polymerase complex; nucleus
Molecular function (GO): DNA-directed DNA polymerase activity
Source: RefSeq, a predicted model, not a curated record
AUGGAGGAUUACAAGACGUACCUGGUUGAGAACGUUCUCAGUGAUGACAAGGUGGUCACAUACCGCUUACUUAGCCGGGCCCUGCGCGUACACCCCAAUGUAGCUAAGCAAAUGCUUCAUGAUUUCCACAAGACCCAGAGCACCAAGAAACCUGGAAGUGUCUAUGCCACUUACCUGCUAUACGGUAUCAAAAAGUCCAUUCACCAUCAAAAUGGAAACGCCAUGGACAUCGACUUGCCCAGUUCGCUUCCCGAUGCUGACCCUGUAGACGACGACGAUGUGCCUUCAUACACCCUUGCACUUGUCCAGGAGGACCGGUUAGCAGAUGUCCUCAGGGACUACGAGACGGUAUCAUCGAUACAUGUCUACAGCAUCGGACCUCACCCAGCCAAGGACCUCACGCUGCUUGUCGAUGCCGCCCAAAGUGCGCUAGCCAUCAAGGAUGAUGUUAAGAAGCCACGACCCCGUACCAUCGUCAACUCUCACGUACGCCGAAGGGAAAUAAGGGGAUCGGGGUUCAAGGCUGCCGCUGCCGCCCCCAUCAAGCAGGAGUCGAAGGCUAAAGCAGCACCCACGAAGACGGCACCUGCUAAGCCAUCGCCAGCGCCCGCUCCUGCGGCCGCGCCAGCAAAGCCCAAGGAGGAGAGCAAAUCCGCUACACCGGCUACGGAACCCGAAGCACAAGCUGCUGCUGCCACCAAGAAACCUGCGCCAUCCCUCAAGCGCAACACCUCCGCCGUCUCUGGUAUUAUGCAAGCCUUCUCCAAGGCCGCCUCCCUGCCCAAGAAGGCCAAGACAUCAGCAAAGUCUACUCCCGCUGCUGAAGAUACUCCCGUUGUUCUUUCAGACGAUGGAGAAGAUGAUGACGACGACGUCCCGCUGCCAAAACCCGGCGCGACAUCUUCGCGGAAGAGCAGGAAGGAGCGCGAGGAGGAACUGAGGAGAAUGAUGGAGGACGACGAAGACGAGGACAUGGAAGACAAGGCUGAUUCUCCUGCCCCAGAGGAAGAGGAACCCGUCGUCGAGGAGCCAUCGGCUAAGGCUGAGGCUGCCAAGGAGGAAGACAAAGAGAUUGUGACGACAACUGGUGAUGGUCGGAGGCGUGGAAAGAGGAGGGUUAUGAAGAAGAAGCAGAUCAUGGAUGAUCAGGGAUAUCUGGUCACCAUACAGGAAUCGGCAUGGGAGUCCUUCUCUGAGGAUGAGGCUCCGCCAGCCUCCAAGCCGAAGCUCAAGGUUGCGAGCUCGGUGCCACCCGCAGCGGCCGGGAAAGGGAAGAAGGCGGCGCCCAAGGGACAGGGCAACAUCAUGUCGUUCUUCUCCAAGAAGUAG